This is a messenger RNA of Prunus mume (Japanese apricot), 1171 nucleotides long. Its product is annotated as Tetratricopeptide repeat (TPR)-like superfamily protein. Gene Ontology annotation, cellular component: chloroplast thylakoid. NCBI's taxonomy places the organism in Eukaryota, Viridiplantae, Streptophyta, Magnoliopsida, Rosales, Rosaceae. The record is from RefSeq and is a predicted model, not a curated record.
CCGCGACACAAAACGAAAGAAAAAUCCGAUUAGAAAAAUUCGCAAAUGGCGGUUCUCAACGUCUCCCUCUGUUCCAAACUCCCACCAAAACCCCCUCUCUAUUCCUCCAAUCCUCAUCCUUCCCGCCAACACCUCUAUCUCUCCGGCUAUCCUGCGCCCCAGGUUGUAAAGAAUCACCUCGAAGCCUCUAGAAACGUUGUGUUGUCUGUGGGCGACUCGGUCUGCAAGGCGAGCCUGAUCGCUCUGCUCUCUGCUUCUCUGUUCGUAGCCAAUCCGGCACUCGCCUUUAAGGGUGGAGGUCCGUACGGUUCAGAGGUGACUAGGGGCCAGGACCUCAGCGGCAAGGACUUUAGCGGCAAGACUUUGAUCAAGCAAGACUUCAAAACGUCCAUAUUGAGACAAGCAAAUUUCAGAGGCGCCAAGUUAUUAGGUGCAAGCUUCUUUGAUGCUGAUCUAACAGGGGCUGAUCUUUCUGAUGCUGAUCUAAGAGGUGUAGACUUCUCCUUGGCCAAUGUGACAAAGGCAAAUCUGAGCAACGCUCUCUUGGAAGGUGCACUUGCCACAGGCAACACAUCUUUCAAAGGAUCAAACAUUACGGGUGCAGACUUCACAGAUGUGCCUCUGAGAGAAGAUCAACGGGAAUAUCUUUGCAGAAUUGCUGAUGGGGUAAACCCAACAACUGGAAAUCCAACGCGUGAAACCUUGCUUUGCAAUUAAUACAUCAUUGACCAAAAUAGAGGUUGAUCAAAUUGUAACAGAGGUAAUUACUUGGAUCUGCAGAAGCUGCAAUUUUCUCGAAUGGAGCGUUGUUACCUAAUUUGUUGUAACUAUGCCUGCCAGCCAGCCAGCUAUGAUUUAUAUUUAUAUUCUUAAAAAAUAGAAAGAAAAAAAAGUAUGUAUAUUUAAUUGAAAUUUCGGUUUGUGUGUGAUCACCAUAAUCAGAAGCUUAGGCGAGAGAAACUCUCUUGUAACAUGGAUGGUAAAUUCCCGGCGAGUAACACAAUGACACGUGGGAUAACUUUUCCACGUGUCAUUAUGUUAUUGGCUGGGAAUAGCUGUUAUCCCUGUUACAAGUCUUUUUCGAGGCUGAGGGAUCAGUCAAGCGAACACUUAUCUGCUCAUUAUUUCUCCAUUGACAAUUAAGCCAUUAUCGGCAUCACCUUUCAACAGA